Molecule: messenger RNA, 3375 nt
Organism: Purpureocillium lilacinum
Lineage: Eukaryota; Fungi; Ascomycota; Sordariomycetes; Hypocreales; Ophiocordycipitaceae
Product: cytosolic leucyl tRNA synthetase
Biological process (GO): leucyl-tRNA aminoacylation
Molecular function (GO): aminoacyl-tRNA deacylase activity; leucine-tRNA ligase activity; ATP binding
Source: RefSeq, a predicted model, not a curated record
AUGGCUGCCACCGACUCCGUCCCCAAGGCCAUGGAGGGCCUGAGCAUCUCUCAGCCCAAGACCAAGGAGCUGAAAGGAACCGAGAAGCGCGACUCCCUCAUCGCCGUCGAGAAGAAAUACCAGCAGCAAUGGGCCACGGAGCACAUCUUCGAGCAGGACGCCCCGUCGAUCGAGGAGGUGCCCCUGCACUCCAUACCCGCCGCCGAGCUGCGCGCGAAGCAGCCCAAGUUCUUCGGAUGCAUGCCGUACCCCUACAUGAACGGCGUCCUGCAUGCCGGCCACACCUUCUCGGCCAGCAAGGUCGAGUUCGCCGCCGGCGUCGCCAGGAUGCAGGGCAAGCGGGCCCUGUUCCCCAUGGCCUUCCACUGCACCGGCAUGCCCAUCAAGGCCUGCGCCGACAAGCUGGUCAACGAGAUUAAGCUGUUCGGCCAGGACUUUACCGGGUACAGGGAGGAGGACGAGGCCGCGGACGGCGCCGCUGUCCCCGCAGGCAAGGCCAAGAAGGAGGACCUGACCAAGUUCACCACCAACAAGAGCAAGGCCAACGCCAAGACGGCCAAGCUCAAGUACCAGUUCCAGAUCAUGAAAUCCAUCGGCAUCCCCCAGGAGGAGAUUCACCUGUUCGCCGACCCGCAAUACUGGCUGGAGUUCUUCCCGCCCCUGGCCAUCCGCGACCUGAGCAACCUGGGCUGCAGAAUCGACUGGCGCCGAUCUUUUGUCACCACCGACGCGAACCCGUACUACGACGCCUUUGUGCGAUGGCAGAUGAACCGCCUCAAGGAGCUGAACAAGAUCAAGUUCGGCAAGCGCUACACCAUUUACUCCAUCAAGGACGGCCAGCCUUGCAUGGACCACGACCGCGCCGAGGGCGAGGCCGUCAACCCGCAAGAAUACACUGCUCUGAAGCUCAAGGUCCUGGAGUGGGCACCCAAGGCCGCCGAGGCCAUCAAGGGCAAGGUGCCGGAAGGCUCUGAGAUCUUCCUCGUGCCCGCGACCCUGAGACCUGAGACGAUGUACGGACAGACCUGCUGCUUCGUGGGUCCCAAGAUUACCUACGGUGUUUUCAAGGCUGGCGAGAAGAAGUACUACGUCGUGACGGACCGUGCCGCGCGGAACAUGGCCUACCAGGGAAUCCUUGCUCAGGAGGGCGUCAUCGAGAAGGCCGGCGAGAUCCCUGGUGCCGACAUUGUCGGUACCCUGGUCAACGCACCCCUCUCGCUGCACACUGAGGGCGUCCGCGUCCUGCCCAUGGACAACGUCCUGCCCACCAAGGGCACCGGCGUGGUCACGUCGGUCCCGUCCGACAGCCCCGACGACUUUGCCACCGUUUCCGAGCUGGCCAAGAAGGCCGACUUCUACGGCAUCAAGAAGGAGUGGGCCGAGCUGGAGAUCUUCCCCAUUAUCCAGACCCCUUCGUAUGGCGACCUCUGCGCGCCAUUCCUGGUCAAGAAGCUCAAGAUCGCGUCGCCCAAGGACACCAAGCAGCUGGAAGAGGCCAAGGAGUUGGCCUACAAGGAGGGUUUCUACCAGGGUAUCAUGGCCGUUGGCGAGUUCAAGGGCGAAAAGGUCGAGACCGCUAAGCCCAAGGUCAGAAGCCAGAUGAUCGAUGCCGGCGACGCCUUCGCCUACUCUGAGCCGGAGCGUAAGGUCGUCAGCAGAUCCGGAGACGACUGCAUCGUGGCCUUGAUGGACCAGUGGUACCUGGACUACGGUGAGGAGUCGUGGAAGAAGACCGCCCUGGAGUGGGUUGAGAACGUCAACGGCAAGGGCCUGGAGACCUGGACCCAGGAGACCAAGCACAGCUUCGAGGGCGUCCUGAACUGGCUGAACCAGUGGGCUUGCGCCAGAACUUACGGCCUGGGCUCGAAGCUGCCAUGGGACCCUCAGUUCUUGGUCGAGAGUCUGAGCGACUCGACCAUCUACAUGGCGUACUACACCAUCGCACACUAUCUGCAGAAGGAUCUGUUUGGCCGCGAGAAGGGCAUCGGCAACAUUGCGCCCGAGCAGAUGCUUGACGAGGUGUGGGACUACAUCUUUUGCCGGCGGGAGCUGAGCGAGGACGUCCUGAAGGACUCCAAGAUCCCGCAGAAGACCCUGGAGAGCAUGCGGCGCGAGUUUGAGUACUUUUACCCCCUGGACGUGCGAAGCUCGGGCAAGGACCUGAUUCCCAACCACUUGACCUUCUUCCUGUACGUCCACCUGGCCAUCUUCCCGCCGGAGUACUGGCCUCGCGGUGUCCGUGCGAACGGCCACUUGAUGUUGAACGGCGAGAAGAUGAGCAAGAGCACGGGCAACUUUAUGACCCUGCGGGAGCUGGUCACCAAGUAUGGCGCCGACGCCGCUCGUAUCGCCAUCGCCGACGCUGGCGACGGCGUCAGCGACGCCAACUUUGAGGAGGAUGUCGCGGACAACAACAUUCUGCGCCUGUUCAACCUGCGCGAGUGGUGCGAAGAGAUGGUCCGGGAGCAGGACGACCUGCGGACCGGCGAGCCCAACUCGUUCCAGGACGCGCUGUUCAACAACGAGAUGAACAGCGUCACCGCCGAGGCCGUUGAGCAGUAUCGCCAGACCAACUACAAGCUGGCGCUGAAGGCCGCCCUCUACGAGCUGACGAGCGCACGCGACUUCUACCGCGAGGCCUGCUCGGCCGGCGGCAUCAAGAUGCACAAGGACCUGGUGUUCCGCUACAUUGAACUGCAGGCCCUGCUGAUGGCCGUCAUCGCGCCGCACUGGUCGGAGCACAUCUGGCGCGAGGUCCUCAAGAAGGACGGGUCCAUCCAGAACGCCCGUUUCCCUGAUGUGCGCCCCGUCGACGCGGCGCUGUCGGCCAAGAGAGACUACGUGCGCAACACGGCAUCCAACGUCAACUCGGCCGAGGGCCUGCAGCUCAAGAAGAAGGCCAAGGGCAAGGAGGUGUCGUUCGACCCGAAGCAGCCCAAGAAGCUGACCAUCUACAUGUCGGCCCGGUUCCCGUCGUGGCAGGCCAAGUACAUUGACCUGCUGAAGGAGAUGUGGGACCCGACGGCCAAGUCGGUCAACGACAAGGAGCUGAACGGGCGGAUCGCCAAGAUGGGCGAGAUGAAGAAGGCGAUGCCGUUCGUGCAGGGCCUGAAGAAGCGCCUGCAGAACGGCGAGCCGGCAAGCGCCGUCCUGGAGCAGAAGCUGGCGUUUGACGAGAAGGAGACGCUGGCGCAGAUGGUGCCCGGGCUGUCAAAGACGGCCGGGCUGGUGGCGUGCGAGGUGCUGGUGGUGGAGGAGGGCGGCAAGAAGGGCGUCAACAUGGCGGACGGCAAAGAGGUGGACAUUACGGUACCGAUCGCGGAGAACUCAGUGCCCGGAGUGCCCACGUUUUUCUUUGAGAACGUGCAAGCUUGA